Molecule: messenger RNA, 1193 nt
Organism: Brachypodium distachyon (stiff brome)
Lineage: Eukaryota; Viridiplantae; Streptophyta; Magnoliopsida; Poales; Poaceae
Product: protein SODIUM POTASSIUM ROOT DEFECTIVE 2
Exons: 3
Coding region: 297-860 (187 amino acids)
Molecular function (GO): metal ion binding
Source: RefSeq, a predicted model, not a curated record
CACUACUACUCGUACACAGCAGUCAAAACAGAGGCGCUGCUACUAGAAAAGUUAGAGAGAUAGGCAUGCCGGUAGAGAAACCAUACAAAACCCACCCCCAUUAAUUCCACCGUGAUUCCAUCUACUUUGUCCUCGUUCUCCUCUCCUCCCACCGCUUCGGCUUCCCUUCUUUCCUUCCUUCCCUAUUAAAGCUCCGAGGGAGACCCUCUCCUCUUCUCCCAGAACUCCUUUAUUCCCAGCCCCGUGCAUAGCAUUGCAUUGCAUUGCUGCUACGGUGUCGGGCGCGAGGAAGGGCCAUGAGGACGGGGGGGAUGCUUUGCCGGUCGCAGGCGGCCACGGCGGUGUGCGUGCCGGGGGACGCGAGGUCCAUGGUCGUGGGCCGCCGCGCCGACCGCACCAUCGCCGAGGACGCGCGCCUCGUCCAGGACGUCCGGUACGCGCGCCUCGGCGGCGCCAGCGGCUGCGACGGGGCCGAGGCCACGCGCGUGCUCUCGAGGCGGCGUGCCGCGCCGGCGCCGGCGCCCGUGCCGAGGAGGCGCGGGGCGCCCGUGGCCGUGACGCUGCCCAUGGUGACCAAGAGCCCCAAGGAGACUCCGGCAAGGGACAUGGCCGCGGCCAAGCGGACAUCCGCCGCCGCCGUGGCGCCCGGCGACCAAGUCCUCCAGGUGGUGGUGAUGAAGGUGGCUAUACACUGCCAGGGGUGUGCAGGGAAAGUGAGGAAGCACAUCUCCAAAAUGGAAGGUGUGACAUCGUUCAGCAUCGAUCUGGAGAGCAAGAAGGUGACGGUGAUGGGUCACGUGUCCCCAGAGGGCGUCCUGGAGAGCAUCUCCAAGGUCAAGAAGGCCGAGCUCAUCGUCUGAAUCUUAUCAUACCCAUGCAUGCCAGGCCAUGAAUGCUGCAGGAAGUAGUAGUACUCAGAGAGGAAGAAGAACCUCGGUUGGGUUAAAGAGAAAGAGAGAGAGGGACAGGAGAGAGGAGAGAAAGUGUAAGUUGUACUCCUACCUGGGUCCGGGGAAGGAGACAUGCAUGGGCCAGGGCUGGGCUUGAUAGUUCCUUCGAUCCAUCAGUGAAAGCUUUAGACAGGCAUGGUGAACUGAUAGCUAAGCAAGUGUCGUCGUCGUCGUCGUCGUGUGUGCAUGCUUACUUUAUUAUAUUAUUACUUACAGUUCAGCUCUUUUCCUUCUUCUUUGAAA